AUGGGUAGGAUCGAAGGCGAGGAUGUGUACGAGUAUAAGCUAUGGUACUCUAGAGUCCUGAAGGGUAAGAAUAUAGUGGGUAUUUUGGUGGAUAGGGAAUAUAGAGAGUCUGUGGUAGAGGUAAGGCGGGUGAAUGAUAGAUUAAUGACUAUUAAGUUGGUGGUUGGAGAGUGCACCCUGAACGUCGUUAGCGCUUACGCGCCGCAUGCGGGCCUGGAUGAGGAGGUUAAAAGGCACUUCUGGGAGGGGUUGGAUGAGAUUGUGCAUAAUGUUCCACCUGUUGAGAGGUUAUUUAUAGGAGAGGAUUUCAAUGGACAUAUUGGGUCGACUGUAGGUGGCUAUGGCGAGGUGCAUGACGGCUUCAGUUUUGGGGGUAGGAACUCGGGAGGUACUUUGUUAUUGGAUUUUGCUAAGGAUUUUGAGCUGGUGAUUGCAAACUCUAGUUUUCUGAAUAGGGAGGAGUAUUUGGUUACUUUCCAAAGUACGGUGGCAAAGACUCAGAUUUACUAUCUCCUCCUCAGGAGAUAUGACAGAGGACUGUGCAAGGAUUGUAAGGUUAUCCCGAGUGAGAUUCUCGCGAUGCAGCAUAGGCUCUUGGUGAUGGACGUCGGUAUUAUGUUGAAGAGGAAGAAAAUGUUUGUACGAGAACGACUGAGGAUCACGUGGGGAGCCUUAACUAAGGAUAAAUCUCAGGAGUUGGAGGGGAGUUUAUCGGCUAGGGGAGCCUGGAAGAGUAGUGGGGACGCGAGCUCUAUGUAG
Messenger RNA from Nicotiana tabacum (common tobacco), 759 nucleotides. Lineage: Eukaryota; Viridiplantae; Streptophyta; Magnoliopsida; Solanales; Solanaceae. The record is from RefSeq and is a predicted model, not a curated record.